Messenger RNA from Acanthosepion pharaonis, 2877 nucleotides. NCBI's taxonomy places the organism in Eukaryota, Metazoa, Mollusca, Cephalopoda, Sepiida, Sepiidae. The record is from the annotation of a GenBank genome assembly.
AUGUGGCAACCUACUGAAAAGACAGCCCUUUUCUGUGAUUUGUGGUUGAAAAAUACAUUCCAAGCCGUUCUGAUCACAAAUUGGGUGCAGUCAUUUGCAAUUUUCAACUACAAUAAAUUGGAGUGGACCUCCAGUAAAACUGAAGACAAUACUUCAACCUCACCUGAAAGUGAAGUUCAGGCUGGUUUUGAUGCUGGGAAUGGCGCAGCGCACUAUCAAAUCAAAGGAGCUCGUUCUAACCACGUGGAAAGUAUUUUACAUACCAGCAACGUUGACAAGCCUGGCAAAUGGGUUUUUAGGAUUGACCUUGCUGAAAUUCAGUUUGAACCUUGUCUUAAUGAAAAAUUUUCUGUGACUCCAAGAUCUGGACACAUGCUUGGAGGGCAGCAUCUCACUAUUUCCGGGCCUUGCUUUCCGAGAGCAAAAACCUUUGAUGCAGUAUUCAAGGAAAUCAACAAGACAUUCCCAUGCAUUGUAAACAAUGCCAUCACCGCCAGCUGUGUUACCCCAGGUCUUUCCUCCACAGGAGACUUUACGAUCAACUUUAACCUCCCUCCAUUCACAAAUGCUUAUGAAGAAACGUUUUCUGUCGUAAAUCUUGCCAAAACCAUCCCUCAGGUAAUCCGUGCUAAUCCAUCCCAAUGGUCCAUUGGAAAUGACGUCUUUAUCUCAUGGAAUGCUAGUGAACUUGCAUCAGAAAAAAUGUACAUCGAUGUCCUUGGUUUAACGAUCAGCCAGAAUAUCAUCCAAUGGUCUUCCGUGCAGAAUAUGACUGAAUCAGGGGUAGAAAAUAUCACCUUGACACUCAAGGAAACUUUGUUAGAUUAUAAUACUGCUAUUGUACGAGUAAUGGCAGAGAUUGAACAUAACUCAAUGAGUCCGCUGGCACUUUGGUCAGAUGCCUUUCCAGUUUAUCAAGAGAAGAGAACAUCAGAAGAAUGGUGCAAUAAAUGGUUGGAGGCUGAACCACCCCUGAAAGUAGAUGUUGAUCCAAAUAAUUGUCCGUGCAUCUUGCGUCAAGCCAGCCGAGAUACAAGUCGGUAUGAAAAUGAUCCACUUUGCCACACGGAUUCAAAGGACAAACCUCUUAAUUGCUUAUGUCACCAACAAGCAAACAAUUGUGUCUUACUUAACUUACAAAGUAAAUCUACAGCUGGGCAGUCCUGUUGUUAUGGGGGAAAGAAUAACAGUCUACUAGAGUGGGAAACAAGUAUGGACAGUGGAUACGUUUUUCGGUAUAACUACCGAGCUCAGGGACCUGACAUUGUGCCGUAUCUGACUCACUUUGAGGCUGAUAUCCUGCCUCACUUACACUGCUGCAGAUAUUCACGCAAGGAUCACUUAUGCAAAUCGUUUUUUAAGAAACGUCCAGCUUCCCGAUGUAAUGCAUACAAACCUCCUUCACCAGCACAGGCAGCAGGGGAUCCUCAUUUAGUGACAUUGGAUGGCAAGAGGUAUACGUUUAAUGGUGUGGGUGAAUUUGUUUUGAUGGAGGACAAAAAUCACACAAUUGUUGUACAGGUUAAAGCAGAACAAGCCAGAGACAUUGAAGGUAAGUUUAUUCUUUUUUUCUCUUUUUCUUUUUUCUCUUUUUCUUUGCUUUCUUUCAUUAUCUUUUUCCCUUUCUUUCUCUUUCCUUUUCCUUUCUUUUUGUUUCCUUUUUUCUCUUUUCUUUUUUUUACUUUCUUUCAUUCUUUCUUUCUUUUACUUUCUUUCAUUCUUUCUUCUACUUUCUUUUACUGUUUUGGUCAAUUACAGAAUGCUACCAUUUUUACGGCCAUUGCCAUGAAAGUAGAAGACAUAUCAAAAGUGGUGAAGGUUUAUAUGGAUUCAAAAACCCACUACAAAUUGUUACUUGAUGACCAGGAAUAUCAUCUUCCAACAUUAGAAAUGCAAGGGCUUAGUGUGACUGUGAAUGAGACCAAUGAAAAUUCCACUGACAUAAUGGUCGUAUUUUCUUCAGUGGAACUCUCUGUGCAGAUUGAAGUCACUCCUGAUGUUCUCAAUAUCUUACUCAUGAUGGGAUCAAAAACCCUACACAAUAAUGUAGAAGGUUUACUUGGGAAUUACAAUGGCAAUGCAUCAGACGAUUUUAUAUCACGAGAAGGGAUUAUGUUGCUUCCAAAUUCCAGCAUGGCAGAAAUCCAUUACCAAUUUGGAGAAUCUUGGAAAGUUAAACCCGAGGAGAGACUGUUCACAAGCAUUCCUGAGCCUAAAAAUGAAGACACAUAUCAACCAGUUUUUAUCGACACACUCGAUGAAAGCAACCUUCGAAAUGGGACAGCUGAGCUUUGUGGAGAUGUGCUACCAUGCAAGUUUGAUUACCAAUUGAUCGGAAAGCCAUCGAUUGCUUUGGCCACAAAGAAAUUUGUGACAAAAUUCGAUGCUUUGCAAAAGGACAUUGAAAAAGUGAAUCUUUGUCCACCUAUUGGAUACUUGGAAAAUGGGAACAUGACGAUCACUGGAAACCUCCCUGGGGAUUAUGCAAUAUUCCAGUGUGAUCCAAAUUACAUUCGGCUGGACUCGGAGAAAGUCACUUGUUUGCCAAAUGGCACCUGGGAUCGAACCAUUCCAAAAUGUGUUAAAAAAGUACCAACACCUCAAUGGCACAGUUGGUUUGCAUAUGGAAUUGGUGCCAUCCUUGCUUUGAUCUGUAUCAUGGCUUUUGUAUGUUCCAAAUGCCGAAGAAGUCUAAUCCAGACAGUCAGCAAAGACGAUAUCUCAUUGCCACCGAUUUUACAAAUAGAAGCAAUUUCACAACCUAUCUUUUCUAAUCAACACUUCUUACAAAGUUUACAAAGACUAAAUGAGGGUGGAUCGUUUCGAAUACCCAGACCCACAUACAUUGAUCCAAAAAUAUAUGAGGAAUAUUUCUAG